This is a messenger RNA of Hippocampus zosterae (dwarf seahorse), 1272 nucleotides long. RefSeq names its product homeobox protein Nkx-2.4-like. Gene Ontology annotation, molecular function: RNA polymerase II cis-regulatory region sequence-specific DNA binding; DNA-binding transcription factor activity, RNA polymerase II-specific. The transcript is spliced from 2 exons. Gene Ontology annotation, biological process: cell differentiation; regulation of transcription by RNA polymerase II. Lineage: Eukaryota; Metazoa; Chordata; Actinopteri; Syngnathiformes; Syngnathidae. The record is from RefSeq and is a predicted model, not a curated record. Bases 67 to 1032 code for a protein of 321 amino acids. Gene Ontology annotation, cellular component: nucleus.
CCCGGUCUCAUCGUGCAACAGGAGGGACGAGGUGGUGGGAGGGAGGGAGGCGUCCUCGCGUCCAGCAUGUCCCUGAGCCCCCCGAGACACUCCACCCCCUUCUCGGUCACCGACAUCCUGCAGCACAGCCCCAUGGACGACGUUUACCGGAGGUUCGGUGGCAGCGCCGCCGUGCAGGAGCCCAGCCCGACCAGCCUGUACCGGUACCAGCAGCAGCACAACCAUCACCACCAUCAUCAGCAGCAGCAGCAUCACCAUCAUCAUCAUCAGCAGCAACAGCACCUGUCCACUUCCUCCGCAUCUUCCGGGGCCUACAGCACCGUCGCCGCCGCCGUGCCGCCCUUCUCGGGGUCGAUCGGGGGGUUCUGCGGAGGCGGUGGAGAGAUGCCGGCCUAUCAGGAGACGCUGAGGGGUGUUGCCCCUACCGCUGCGGCCUGGUACGGCGGCCCCGAAACAAGAUACGCACCAAUUUCCCGGCUGAUGGGCUCCUGCGGCGGGAUGCCGGGCGGCCUGUCGGCCUUGGACGGCGGCGCCAAGGCGGCCUUGUCGGCGGGGCCGCGGAGGAAGCGUCGGGUGCUCUUUUCGCAGGCGCAAGUAUUCGAGCUGGAGCGCCGCUUCAAGCAGCAGAAGUACCUGUCGGCCCCCGAGAGGGAGCACCUGGCCGGCCUCAUCCACCUCAGCCCCAACCAGGUCAAAAUUUGGUUCCAGAACCACCGCUACAAACUCAAGCGGCAGCUUAAGGACAAAGCGGCCCAGCUGCAGCACGACGCGGGCGGCUUGUGCGCGUCCGCCCGCCGCCCCUCCGCGGUGCUCGCCAAGCCCGGCCGAGGCGACUCCGAGCCGGCGGCGGAGGAGGCCAAGACGACCGCCAGCCAGCAACUGGAGCGAGAUGCUCGGGAGGAGCCGGAGGGCCGGGAGCACCGGGAGAGCAAAGGGGGCCGCUCGCACACGGACACGGCGCCGCUCGACUACGCCGGCGGCGUGCUCGGCUCCUCGGUGGGAUCCACUUUGCUCUACGGCAGAACUUGGUAGGACAGAACCGGACUGAGGACACUGCAAGUUUUCAUUUGAUAUAAAGCGCUUCAGAUCACGGGUGGGUGAAUGGAUGGAUUCACAUUUUAGGUACCGGUAUGUAUAAAAGACAGACUUGGAGGCAAAGUUUGGGCUGCCUUGAUAACGUGAGAAGAUUCCAGACUCUUACAUUAUUUCGGCUUUCAAGAUUAAAUGUUCUUUGUAGUUCGUUGCGAUUGUCAAUAAAUAUUUGAAUUUUUA